Coniosporium apollinis CBS 100218 is the source of this 1746-nucleotide messenger RNA. RefSeq lists its product as uncharacterized. The record is from RefSeq and is a predicted model, not a curated record. The transcript has 3 exons. Bases 1 to 1746 code for a protein of 581 amino acids. Gene Ontology annotation, molecular function: transmembrane transporter activity. Gene Ontology annotation, biological process: transmembrane transport. Lineage: Eukaryota; Fungi; Ascomycota; Dothideomycetes. Gene Ontology annotation, cellular component: membrane.
AUGGAGAAGACGGACACCCUCGCGUCCGAUAUUAGUGCCAACAACGAUGAGAUCAUUGGGUUUGAGGCCGAUGAGGCCACUCUACCCAAAGGCUAUUUCACCAGCCGAUUCUUCCUCGGGUCCAUGCUGGCCACAGGUCUCGGGUUGAUGUGCGGCGUAGGCGCCUUUGGCUACGCUGCAGCCAUCCUCACACAGAUCAAUAACGAUCUUGGUCCGGAUCCUCGGUUCACCUGGGUCUCGCUGGUCUACAAUGCUUGCUUGGCCGUCUGUCUGGCACCUGUCGGCCGCUUGAGUGAUAUUUUCGGACGUCGAUGGUUCUUCAUAGGCGGUGGUGUGAUAUCUGUGGCGGGCUCUAUUGUUUGUGCUACCGCUACGAGUAUUCCGAUGCUCAUUGGUGGGAAUGUACUGCUCGGUAUCGCGACAGCAACCCAACUCUCCUUCCAUUUCGUCAUGGGCGAGCUCGUUCCCAUGAAGUACAGAUACAUGGGUAACGCUUUCUUGUACAUCUUCUGUAUACCCGGCUCCGGUAUGGGUCCCGUCAUUGCAACGGCGUUCGUUACGUACUACCCCCGCGUCGGUUGGCGCGGACCAUACUGGCUUCUACUUGCCGUCAACAGUCUCGCUCUUCUUUGCUGGGUUCUGUUUUACUACCCACCAACCUUCCAUGAGAAGCACAAACGCGACAUCGACAGCAAAAUGUACUGGGUAAAGAACUUCGACUACCUCGGGACUCUCCUGUUCGCUGGCGGUUUCGUCUCCUUCCUUCUCGGGCUCAGCUUUGGCGGUUCCAUAUAUCCAUGGAAAUCUGCAUCGACCAUUGCUCCGAUCGUCGUUGGGAUCAUCGUCCUGGUAAUCUUCGUUCUCUACGAGAUCUAUGUGCCCAAGGAGCCGUUGAUUCCAAUGCAUCUUUUCAAAAGCAUGCGCUGGACCGCGGCUGUUGUCUUGCUCGGACUUGGUGCAGGUGUCUACUACGCCUUCGCCAUCAUCUGGCCACUGCAAGUCGCUGUGCUUUAUGGUGGCGGAAACCUGAUGUAUGUCGGAGCGGUCUCUGUCAUUGUCGGCAUGGGCAUCAUUAGCGGCCAGGUCCUUUGCGGAGUGCUCGCGAAGAAGAUCGGGAAGACGAGGUAUCAAUGCAUGGUGGUCUUUGCCAUUGGCGGUCUGUUCCUGGCUUGCGCUGCAACGUGUACGCCCGAUAAUAAAAAUGUUCAGAUUGCACUCAUCUACAUCGGCUGCUUCUUCAUCGGCUGGAAUGAGACCAUCUGCCUCGCCAAUGCCACCAUACUGGUCCACGAUCAGCGCGAAAUCGGAGUCGCAGGCGGUGUCGCGGGUUCCGUGCGCUCAGGCAUCUGCGCCAUCCUGACCACCGUCUACGUUUCGAUCCUCACAAAUCGUCUCACAGAAACCGUUUCCACGCAAGUCCCACCUGCAAUCGUCAGUGCCGGACUUCCAGCGACGAGUGUAGUGGACUUCCUUUCCGCGUUUACAGUAGGAACUGCGGAGGCAUUUGCGGCGGUCCCUGGUGUUACGGCGGAGAUAAUUGCUAUCGGCACUAGGGCGUACCAGGAGGCGAAUGCGGAUGCGUACAGCACGGUGUACCUGAGCACGAUUGCUUUCACAGGCAUUGCGCUUAUUUUGACAUUCUUUGCACCCAACACGGACGAAUUGAUGAGCGGCAAGAUUGUUGCUACGCUGAAUCAUGAGGGACAGGUUAGCCAGGAGAAGAUUGCUGAGGAAGGAAGGAUAUGA